Suricata suricatta (meerkat) is the source of this 1286-nucleotide messenger RNA. RefSeq names its product KH domain containing 3 like, subcortical maternal complex member (gene KHDC3L). Gene Ontology annotation, cellular component: apical cortex; protein-containing complex. Gene Ontology annotation, molecular function: RNA binding. Lineage: Eukaryota; Metazoa; Chordata; Mammalia; Carnivora; Herpestidae. The record is from RefSeq and is a predicted model, not a curated record. The coding region runs from base 71 to 1099 and encodes 342 amino acids. The transcript has 4 exons.
CAAAUAUUCGCUUCUCUGAAAGCUGCAAGGCCACUAGCAACACAGCCACUAGCAGCAAGCCUACUGCACCAUGGCCAUUCCUAAUCGGUUUCCAACGCUCAUGCAGCUGGAGAAGCGAGAAGGGACGAUAUUCAAGGUGCUAGGUAACCUCACCAAGCAGCCCUAUUGGUUCCACUCCGAGUACCUGACGAGUCCGAAGGCAAUUCACCUUGAGGCGUGGCUGGUGGAGGCGAUCUUCGGUCGAGGAGGAGAGCACAUACCGCACGUCGAGUGUGUGUCACAGACCCUGCUUCACGUUAAUCAUUGGGACCCCGAGGGCGAGGCCGAGAUCUUGAUAUUUGGUCGGCCUUAUUACCAGAAAGAUGUAUCCAAGAUGAUCAUGAAUUUGGCUGACUAUCAUCGCCAACUCCGGGCACGAAGUUCAGAGAAAUCCACUGCCCAGGAUGUAGCGACCCAACGGUCCCCCGACGCUGUCCCGGAGGCGGUGACCCAGACCUCUCCAAAGUCUGUCGGGGAGGCGGUGACUCAGCCGUCCCACGACACAGCCCCGGAGGCGGCGACUCAGAGCUCUCCAAAGUCUGUCGGGGAGGCGGUGACUCAGCGGUCCCACGACACAGCCCCGGAGGUGGCGACUCAGAGCUCUCCGAAGUCUGUUCGAGAGGCGGCGACUCAGAGCUCUCCAAAGGUUGUCCGCGAGGCCGGGACCCAGCAGGACCCCGAGGCUGUCCGGGAGGCAGCGACCCAAAGCUCUCCGAAGGCUGUCCGGGAGGCGGCGACCCAUCAGGACCCCGACGCUGUCCGGGAGGCAGCGACCCAAAGCUCUCCGAAAGCUGUCCGGGAGGCGGCGACCCAGCAGGACCCCGAGGCUGUCCGAGAGGCCGCGACCCAGCAGGACCCCGACGCUGUCCGGGAGGCGGCGACCCAAAGCUCUCCGAAGGCUGUCCAGGAGGCGGCGACCCAGCAGGACCCCGAGGCUGUCCGAGAGGCCGCGACCCAGCAGGACCCCGACGCUGUCCGGGAGGCGGCGACUCAAAGCUCUCCGAAGGCAGCCCGGGAGGCGGCGACCCAGCGGGACUCCGACGCUGUCCUGGCCAGGUAACCAGGUUAUGAAAGGCCAGAACUCCGGGCCCGGGAGCAGGAGCCAGAUCCUACCGGAGCUCUGUUCGUCUAAGUCGUGCUUCUUGCUGCAGAAGCUGGGAAAAGAAUGGUGUGGAUAGUUCUUGGUCCCUGCCCCCAUGUCAAAUGUUUGCAAACACCGAUCUAAUUCUAAUAAAGAAUUGAAUUUC